CCACUCGCAGAUUCACUCAACCCGGACGCAAUCCUAUCUCCUCUAAAUCUUCUCAAGAGUUUCAUAAGCUCUUCUGCUUCUUCUUCUAGUCCUUCCUCUCCUUCAGAGAAUCGAUUUUGCAAUCUAGUUUGGUUUUGUUGAAGUCAUACUCAUGGCAAAUCCUGUUGAACUUUCAGCCCUCAAUCGUAUAAAAUUGCAUCUUCUAGGUGAACUGUCUCCUGUUGGCAGUUCAGCAGGCGAUGCUAUCCAACACCUACAGCUCUCGUUUGGUGAACCGAACGGAGCAAUUACCAGCUCUGAUUCUGACUCUCUGUGUUCCCAAUCAUCAAGUUCUGACUCUUCUAUCACUGUGUCUGAUUACCUCCCUGAACUAUUCGACUUCCCAUCAAACCUAUUUGAGUUCGAGUUCAAAAAUCAAGUCAUUGACCUCUCAACGCCCAAAUUCGAAACCGAAGCUUCACAAUUUAACUCCCAUUUUUCCGAAUCAAAUGCAAACUCACAGGCAACUUCAAGCUCUGGCUCACAGACCAGCAGUUGUAUGUUCGAGUUUCAAACUACACCCCAAAUCGUCGAGAAGAAAUCUCACUUAAAUCGGAAACCAUCGCUGAAAAUUACGCCACCGAAAAAAACCGAGUGGAUCCAAUUUGGAAACCCGGAUCAACAACAGGAGGUUUCAGAGGUGUUCGUGCAGAAUAAGUCAGACCUUGAAGUAAAAAGGCACUACAGAGGAGUCCGACAGAGACCAUGGGGCAAGUUCGCAGCAGAAAUUCGGGACCCGAACAAACGUGGAGCUAGGGUGUGGCUCGGAACGUUCGAUACGGCGAUCGAAGCCGCAAAAGCCUACGAUCGAGCCGCGUUUAAGCUUCGCGGAUCCAAAGCCAUACUCAAUUUUCCUCUGGAAGCAGGAACCUCCGGUUCGACGGACGGCACGGAGGAGAAAAAACGCCGGCGGCAAGAUGAUGCGGUGGAGGCUGAAAUGGAAGUUAAACCAGUAGUGAAGAAAGAGAGGACGGCGGAAUCUGACGUGGGAAGAAUAAGGGAUACACCGCUAACGCCGUCAAUGUGUACAGGCUUCUGGGAUAGUGAUUUGAAGGACAUCUUCGCAGUCCCGCCGUUAUCGCCGUUAUCUCCUCACCCCACUUUGGGUUAUCCACAACUCAUGGUUGUAUGAAUUAUGAAAUAAAGAGCAUUUAAAAAAAAAAUUAAAAGGAGAACCAUUGUACAAUUUGAUCUUGUUAGUGACCCAUGCUAAAUGAUUCAAUUUAUUUGAUUUUUUGAA
Prosopis cineraria is the source of this 1279-nucleotide messenger RNA. RefSeq names its product ethylene-responsive transcription factor 5-like. The transcript has a single exon. Gene Ontology annotation, molecular function: DNA binding; DNA-binding transcription factor activity. NCBI's taxonomy places the organism in Eukaryota, Viridiplantae, Streptophyta, Magnoliopsida, Fabales, Fabaceae. Gene Ontology annotation, biological process: regulation of DNA-templated transcription; ethylene-activated signaling pathway. The coding region runs from base 152 to 1171 and encodes 339 amino acids. The record is from RefSeq and is a predicted model, not a curated record.